This is a messenger RNA of Theileria equi strain WA, 786 nucleotides long. RefSeq lists its product as hypothetical. Bases 1 to 786 code for a protein of 261 amino acids. NCBI's taxonomy places the organism in Eukaryota, Apicomplexa, Aconoidasida, Piroplasmida, Theileriidae. The record is from RefSeq and is a predicted model, not a curated record. The transcript has a single exon.
AUGGUUCAAGGUGUUGAGCUUCUUGAGCGGGAACUUGAUAACCUCAACUGUUAUAGUAAUGACGCAGUUACUCUAGACCUUACCAAGGAUGCAUACGGGGAAAAUGGACAGCUUCCUUGUUGCAAGGAGCAUAAAAACCAUAGCAAGGUCUCUGUUGAGCCAGUGUCAGUUAAUCAUGCACAUCACGACCACCACCAUGUGGGUUCAGAGAAUCUUACAGUCAAAAAGUACUCCAUUGAUGGUGGAAGUCUGGCAGCUAUAAAGCUUGCCGGUGAAAAGAAAAAGAAUAGGAAGCGUAUAAAGUUUGAUAAUGGACCAAAAUUUCCUAUUACUGGCCCAGUUGAGAUCUCUGCAUUAUACUCUGGUAACAAUAAGGAACCCGUCUUGAUUUAUGUCGGAAAGAAUGGAAACCAAAAUCCUACAGGUUGGUACAGGAGUGGUAGUUCUAACACAUGGACAAGAGCUACUGGACUAGAUAGUGUAACACCAGAAAAUAUUACCGAAUGCGCCAACUGGAAUAAUCUUGUAAAGGAACUUAAGUAUAGUGACAGUGACUUGCAAGAAUGUAAAGAAGCUAAACAAGAUAAACAACAAGAAGCACAACGUUCUGGAAGUGAAGAAUCUGAAGGACAAGGAUAUAAAGCUGAUGCUGGUGGCAAAGAAGCUAAAAAGGAUGAACCUGUUGAGAGUGUUGUUGGUAGUAGAGAAAAUGGUCUAGGAGAACCUGGUCAAGGUGUUGAUACUAGUGCUAGUAAUUAUGAAGACUCUGCUACUGUGCAUGAAUAA